Molecule: messenger RNA, 216 nt
Organism: Letharia columbiana
Lineage: Eukaryota; Fungi; Ascomycota; Lecanoromycetes; Lecanorales; Parmeliaceae
Exons: 1
Coding region: 1-216 (71 amino acids)
Source: RefSeq, a predicted model, not a curated record
AUGGACCUUUCACCUGCCUCUCAACCUCCACGCGCAACAGAUCUUAACUACGACAGGCGUCCUGCGGCGCGGAAUCGUGGUCUGAUUACUGGACUCGAAAACGGCAACCGUGACGCCUUUGGCGGUCGCUCGGAAGAUGACAAUUUUCCAUCCGUGGAGGAAAUGAUGUUUGCUUUCAAAGAUUCAGGGAAGCCAAACGGGCGGACUCAGGCAUGA